This is a messenger RNA of Mauremys mutica (yellowpond turtle), 3386 nucleotides long. RefSeq names its product regulator of G protein signaling 11 (gene RGS11). NCBI's taxonomy places the organism in Eukaryota, Metazoa, Chordata, Testudines, Geoemydidae. Gene Ontology annotation, biological process: regulation of G protein-coupled receptor signaling pathway; G protein-coupled receptor signaling pathway; intracellular signal transduction. The record is from RefSeq and is a predicted model, not a curated record. The transcript has 17 exons. Bases 1051 to 2403 code for a protein of 450 amino acids.
GGCCGGGGACUGCGGGCAGCCUGGCGGGGGCGGGGACCCGGGUCCUGUCCUGCCCUCCCGCCGCCUGGGCAGUGGGGCUCAGUGUCCCGCACUCCCGGCCGGUCCCCUCGGGCUAGCACUGCCUGUGCCCCGUCCCGCCCCACCGGGAUGCCAGGGGCAGCGCCCUGCCUCUGUCCUGCCCCCCCCCCCCCGGGAUGCCAGGGCAGCGCCCUGCCUCUGUCCUGCCCCCCCGGGAUGCCAGGGCAGCGCCCUGCCUCUGUCCUGCCCCCCCCCGGGAUGCCAGGGCAGCGCCCUGCCUCUGUCCUGCCCCCCCCCCGGGAUGCCAGGGCAGCGCCCUGCCUCUGUCCUGCCCCCCCCCAGGAUGCCAGGGCAGCGCCCUGCUUGUGUCCGCCCCCCUCUCCCCCGGGAUGCCAGGGGCAGCGCCCUGCCUGUGUCCCGCCCCCCCCGGGAUGCCAGGGCAGCGCCCUGCCUGUGUCCGCCCCCUCUUCCCCAGGAUGCCAGGGGCAGCGGGCACCCUGUCUCUGUUCUGCCCCCCCGGGAUGCCAGGGGCAAUGGGCACCCUGUCUCUGUUCUGCCCCCCUGGGAUGCCAGGGCAGCACCCUGCCUCUGUUCUGUUCCCUCUCCUCAGGAUGCCAGGGCAGUGCCCUGCCUCUGUCCUGCCCCCCCAGCUGCACCCCAGUCUCCUGGGAUGCCAGGACAGCGCCCUGUCUCUGUUCUGCCCCCUCCCCCGGAUGCCAGGGCAGCGCCCUGCCUCUGAUUUACUCCCCCUCCCUGUUGGACGAGGCCUUGCAAUUGGGCCCCCUCUUCCAAGUUCUCUCGGCAGCCCCGAGCCAUUUCUGGGUCUCUAAUAAAUGUUCUGGGAACACAGUGGCAGCCUCAAAAAAAACCCCAAAACAGCUCCAGGUCCGCAAGCUGGUAAAAAGCCGGGAUUGAGGCCCAGGCACUAUAGCCCUGGCUGGAGUUCUGCUCUUGGAGCCUUGGGAUCCCACCAGCUCUCAGCAAAAAAUGAGAUCUUCAGCCCUUGUGGAUGCAAGAAAAGCUUGAAAAGAGAUGGAGCGCGUGAUCGUGAGCAUGCAGGAUCCCGACAUGGGCAUCAAGAUGAGAAACCAGCGCCUGCUGAUAACGGUGAUCCCACAUGCCAUGACCGGUAACGACAUCGUGGAGUGGCUCAUCCAGAAGUAUGCCAUUUCUGAGGAGGAGUCCCUGCAUCUCGGCAACCUCCUUGUGAAGUACGGCUACAUCUACCCCCUGAAGGACCCGCGCAGCCUGGUGCUCCGGGCCGACGACUCCCCCUACAGGUUCCAGACUCCUUAUUUCUGGACAAGCUCCAAGUGGCCGGCCACAGAGCUGGAUUACGCAAUCUACCUGGCAAAGAAGAACAUCCGCAAGCAGGGUGACCUGAUAGACCACGAGAAGGAUAACUACAACCUGCUGCACAAGAGGAUCAACCACACCUGGGAUUUUGUGGUGAUGCAGGCACGGGAGCAGCUCCGGGCAGCCAAGCAGCGACGGAAGGGGGAUCGUAUCGUCAUAGACUGCCAGGAGCAGGCCUACUGGCUGGUCAACAGGCCCCCGCCGGGAGCCCUGAACGUGAUGGAGCAUGGGCCAGAGCGGAGGAAUUGCCACAUCAGCCGGGUGCAGCUGCCCGAGAACACGGAUUACUACAAGCGGGAGAUCGAGUGCUGCCGAAAGGCCAUGGGCAGGACCCGCGUGAAGUCCUCCAUUUGCCUGGAGGGGUACAUCAAAUUCAACGAGCAGUACAUGCCCCACGAUCCCAUCAUGUCCGGCUGCCUGCCCAGUAACCCCUGGAUCACGGACGACACCACAUACUGGGCCAUGAACGCCCCCACGGUGACGACACCGACCAAGCUGCGCGUGGAGCGCUGGGGCUUCAGCUUCAGCGAGCUGCUGGGUGACACGCUGGGCCGCAGGCAGCUGUUGGAGUUCCUCAAGAAGGAGUUCAGCGCCGAGAACUUGAGCUUCUGGGAGGCCUGUGAGGAGCUGCGCUAUGGGGAUCAGGCCCACAUCGCCGACAUCGUGGACUCCAUCUAUCAGCAGUUCCUGGCCCCCGGCGCCACCCGCUGGGUGAACAUCGACAGCAAGACCAUGGAGAGGACCCUGGAGGGCAUCAAGACGCCGCAUCGCUACGUGAUGGACGAUGCCCAGAUGCACAUCUACAUGCUGAUGAAGAAGGACUCGUACCCGCGCUUCCUCAAGUCGGAGCUGUACCGCAGCCUGCUGGCAGAGGCCGUCGUGCCCCCGGAGACCAAGAAACGGGUUUUCCCAUUCAUGAGGAAGCAGCGUCACUCCAGCCCGAGCCCAGCACUGCUGCUGCCCACGGGGGAGCCCGAGGCGAAAGCCGAGGAUCAGAGCAAGGCAGUCGCUGUCCCCGUGGAGAGCUAGGAUCCCCUCACCUGUCCCCCACCCGCCCCAGGCUGAGCGUUCUGCACUGACAGGGGGCAGGGGCUGGAUGAGGUGGGCCCCAUGGAGCACCUGGCCCACCAUUGUGGCAUCAAGCCCCCCAGACAGGGUGUUCUGGAGACGACGACUCAUCUCUGCCCUGCCCCACCCAGGCAGUGCCAGGGCAGCGUGGGCCAGCCGGGGGGUCUGUUCUCAUCCAACGGCUGCAGGUGGCUAGUUGGGUAAGGAGAGCGACUGCCCUGGGCUGGGCCCUGUGGGGGAGUGGCAGAGAUGGGGCAGCCAGCUGCCCAUGCAGGGCAGGCUCUCACCCACUGGCAUGAAUGCAAUCCCAGGCUCGCUGGCAGGGGCAGACCCAGCCUGCAGCAGCCCCUGGGCCCCACACACGUCAUCAGGCACAGGGAGAUGGGCGCUCAGACGCCAGUGCAGAGCACCCCCUCCCACAGGGCAGCCGCAGCCCUUGACACUAAAGGAUAAAGCCAUAUGCCCCGGGAGGCCAUGUGCCCAGCCCUAUGGGGCGCCCCGCAUGGCACCACUGGGGCAGCUCCUGCUCCCUUUGCCUUAGCUCUUAGAGUGACAUCCCGCUCCCUGCCCCCGGCAGUUCUGUGGGGCGAGUGGCUGCAAUGGGCCAAGACACACGUGGUCUGAUUCCCCUCACUGAGCUGCCCACUCCUGGCUGGGCCAGGCUGGGGGGGGGGGUGCUCGCUGGCACAUGAAUACCAGGGGCUCGGGGCAUUGAUGGGCAGGGGCAGAGCCUCCCCAUGGCACAGCCCAAAGUCUCUGUACCAGCCCUGGGUUCGUGGCUGAGCACAGCCCCUCCCUGAGGGUCACCCCUUCUCCGCACCCUGACCCCCCAGGAGCACCCUGCUCUGGUGCUGCCCUCCCCCCGCCCGGCAGUCCUGCACUGAGCAAAGACACUAAUAAAGGACAACUCAUGGGCACCUCUGGCCUCUCUCACUGGGGGCUGG